Phytophthora infestans T30-4 is the source of this 891-nucleotide messenger RNA. RefSeq lists its product as uncharacterized. The transcript has 5 exons. The coding region runs from base 1 to 891 and encodes 296 amino acids. Lineage: Eukaryota; Oomycota; Peronosporomycetes; Peronosporales; Peronosporaceae. The record is from RefSeq and is a predicted model, not a curated record.
AUGGAAAUCGAGACGUCCGGUAGCUUCGACGCCGGCUCCGACUACGACGACACCGAUGCUCUUGAGUACAUCCACGGCUCGGAUGACGAGGAAUGUGGGCUGGCUGACGCGUUCAAGCAGUUUGAGGCGCAGGCAGAAAAGCGCACACACGAGCUGUUAAAGGCUACAGAUGAACAACUUUUCCAUGUGCCGCCGACACCUGCAACUGAAGAUAAAGGAAUAGACGUAGACCAAGACAGCAUUCCUGCGUACGUGUACAUGAGCGACCAGUUCAGACUCAAGAAGCCUCCUCAGUUCCAGCACUGGCAGAAGAAUUUCCAGUAUUUGCAGGUCACGGGGUCCAGGAUGCUGGAAGGAGAGUCGAUGGAGUAUCUUCAGCUGAUACCAAUGGAAACAAAGGAAACACUAGAACAUGACGAGAAUGCGGACGAUGGGGAGUCCGGGAGCGGGAGAUUCUCUCCACAUAAUUCUCAUGUUGAGGAAGUGCUGGACUCGCUGACGAUGGAGUGCUUUUCGUCAACGGUAGUUCCACAGUUAACUUCACUUUAUAAGACCAUGCUGGAGAAGCAACAACAAACUGUCCGAGCUGCUCGAGAAGAGAGAGAAGCUGCUGCAAAUCGAACGUUCGAAGAGAACAUAGCAUUUGACAAGGCUCGAGAACUGCGACUGGAGCAGGAAGCAGUCGAAGAAGCAGCUCGAGUCGAGGCAUUGGGAAAGAGACGCCAAGAAGAGGAACGCAAAGAGACGGAGAGACGCGAACUGUUUCUGAAGCAGCAACUGGAAGAGAAUGACGAAGAAGAAGUCAAGAUCAAGACACUGGCGUAUUCGCACACGCGUGAAUGGUACCAGCCCAAGAAGAAAUGCUUCUUACAUCGUGGACGCCGGUUGUGA